CGCCGCGGCGACCAGCAAACGGACAAGUCAGCACAAAUAGGAAGAGAUUAUUGCGCACUCCGAGUUCGUCUGUCUGCAAGGAAAGAGAGACCAUUUCUUUUUCUUACAAUCUGACAGAAAAUAUGAGAUUCACCUAAAUCUAUGACCAGUUUUAGGCCAGCGGACUGUCUGUCUGAGACAUAGACACGUCGCGCUCUUCUUCAGUAAGUACAUCAGUCAUCAUGACCCACAACAAAGACAAACAGAAACCCUCCAGGUGGCUGGACUAUGGCAGCAUCACAGGAGAACCCCACUGGGAAAAUUGCCCUACCUGCCAGGGCUCAGGACGAAUAUCUAGAAGUGAGGAGGCCCAGCUGGUGGCAGUUAUUCCAUGCAGUGACCAAAGGCUGAAGCCUAGUCGUACGAAGCUGUAUGUGUGUAUCUCGGUUGCGUUAUGCCUUCUGAUCUGUUUCCUGAUCCUGUUCUUCCUCUUCCCUCGGAGCUUGGACAUAUCACCUGUAACUCUCCAGUCCUCCCUCGUCUAUUUUACACCUCGCUGUGUGCAAAUGAUAAUCACAAACAAACUAAACAUCAGCAAUCAAAACUUUGUCACCACUGAGGCUCAUGAUUUGGAUCUACAAGUCCUGAUUAAUAAAAGUGUAGUUGGGAGGACCAGGAUCUCAAAUGUAACCAAAAUUCCCCCUCGCUCCCAGAGAACGUUUAUUGUUGUGACUAAUGUCACCAUUGAAAAUGAUGGCCUCAUAUUUUACUGUCAAACAAGUGCCUUCCGGCCCCACACCUUGUAUGCACAACUGCAAAUGACUAUAAAAGCCUACUAUCUGUCACAUGAAGAGCAGCUGUCACUGGAUACGUUUGAGUAUAUUGAUUGUGGAAGAAACACUACAAUUCCACAUACUUUUCCAUAACUUCACUGUCAUGCUGCAUAUGAUGAUAGUGAAACCAAAGGGAAGAUAGGUAGCAAAUGCCAAAGUGGAUCUUACAAGCAAAUAUUUAGCUCUAGCUAAUAAUUUUUAAAUGUACCUUAAACAAGUUCUUUUAAAUACAUUUUAUGGAAAAUGUAGUAUUUUUGCUGCUGAUGGUUUGGGUCUUGAUUGACUUUACAUUUAAUCAGGGGACCAUCUGCAGUGUGAAAGUGCCUGUGCCCUACAGUACAUAUCCACAUUUUUAUAGUUAAAAUUUUCAAAUUUUAUUCAUUCAUUUAUCUUCAGUAACCUCUUUAUCCUGGCUAAGUUUAAAGUGGAUAAUGGGAAGAAUUGGCACAUGGUUAGAAUA
Molecule: messenger RNA, 1272 nt
Organism: Hemibagrus wyckioides
Lineage: Eukaryota; Metazoa; Chordata; Actinopteri; Siluriformes; Bagridae
Gene: tmem106a
Product: transmembrane protein 106A
Exons: 8
Coding region: 222-905 (227 amino acids)
Source: RefSeq, a predicted model, not a curated record